AUGGCGGGGGCUUCGCCGGAGAGUGGCGCGCAAAAUGCCGCGGUUAAGCGGGUGGGGCACUACUCGUCGAUUCAGACCAUCCUGCUCGUCGGCGAAGGGGACCUCUCCUUCUCCCGGGCUAUCGCCGCCGGGUUCGGCUCCGGCGCCAACCUCGUCGUCACUUCCCUCGAAGACUACGAUUCUCUGACGGACAAGUACCCUGAAGCAAAAUCGAAUUUGGCAGAGCUCGAAAAGCUGGGGGCAGUAAUUCUGCAUGGAGUGGAUGCACAUACCAUGAGGCUUCAUCCUGAUCUCAAGCUGAAAAGGUUCGACAGGAUCCUUUUUAACUUCCCCCAUGCUGGAUUCGGAUUCAGGUUGAAAGAAGACGACGAGCGUUUAAUCAAGGAGCACCAAAAGGUAGUGAAGGCCUUCUUCGAAAGCGCGGGCCACCUCCUUCGUCCUUACGGUGAAGUUCAUGUCAGCCACAAGACAAAACCCCCUUACGACAAGUGGGACCUUCGAAGACUUGCCGCGGAUUCUGGUCUUUAUCAGGUCAAAGAGGUCAAAGAAGCCCCCUUCCGUGCAGCAGACUAUCCUGGCUACAACAACAAAAGAGGAGAUGGCAAGGAUUGCGACCAACCUUUCAUGCUUGGGGAAUGCAGCACGUUCAUGUUCAGAAAGGGGUAUCUGAACAUGAUUGAAAGGCCUUCCCAUUCACUUCCACUUGCUCCAGUGUGGCAGGGGUGUCACCCUUAUGUUCCGUUUAACAUGUAUGGCAUGCCGCCAGGCUCAGGAUUCCUCCCACAAUAUGCUGCUGCUCAGCCAGGAUAUGCACUAGAAUACGCUCCCAAGCAGAAUAGCAACAUGGCAGGUAUCAUGCAACAGGACCAAUUUUCGCAUCAGAGAAUGCUGAUACGGAAGUUUGGUACACAUCCCUGCUGAAGAGUGAAGAUACUCUGGCUUGAAGUUUGAACUGCCGCUGGAAGAUUCUUCUGUGGGAAAGUUUGAUGGUGCCAGGAUUUAGUUUGCGCUUUGAUAAAAUAGCACGCAUGGUGCCAUUGACAUAUGGCGACCCCACAUAUCAUUGACAUAAUGCGUGGCGUUUUAUCAAAGGCAAAGUAAAACGUGGCAUUUUACCAAAUCUCCAUACGAUGUCAUUUUUGUUGGCAACAGGCAAACAUUGAUUGCAACCAACGUUGUUUCCUCUAAAUCUAGUCGUAGACUCACGAACAGUCAAAUUCUCUAUUUUUAGCAGCUCGGUGGUUAUACUUUUCAUGUCAAUUGA
Molecule: messenger RNA, 1264 nt
Organism: Triticum dicoccoides
Lineage: Eukaryota; Viridiplantae; Streptophyta; Magnoliopsida; Poales; Poaceae
Product: heavy metal-associated isoprenylated plant protein 41-like
Exons: 5
Coding region: 1-921 (306 amino acids)
Biological process (GO): rRNA base methylation
Cellular component (GO): cytoplasm
Molecular function (GO): rRNA (uridine-N3-)-methyltransferase activity
Source: RefSeq, a predicted model, not a curated record